Molecule: messenger RNA, 1974 nt
Organism: Parnassius mnemosyne (clouded apollo)
Lineage: Eukaryota; Metazoa; Arthropoda; Insecta; Lepidoptera; Papilionidae
Source: the annotation of a GenBank genome assembly
AUGCAGCAGCUAACGAUAUUCAUGGAUAUCGAAAGCUCCCGUUCAUACAUCGAUGAGCUGUACUCAUCGGAACCUUCUAAAACAUUAGAGGCGCUAGUUACAUUGAAGAACUCAGUGAUAGGAAGUAAUCGACAGAAGAGUUCCGUUAUACAACAGGGUAUCGUACCGCGAUUGCUACAGCUGAUGUCGGAUGAAACACUUGAUCCCAACAUUAGAUUAGAAGCUACUAUUACUAUCGGUUCAUUAGCUAAAGGUACAGCUGAAAAUGUUAGUUCAUUGGUGGAACAAGGUGCAGCAUCAGCUUUAGUAGAAUUAUUAAGAACAGUCACAUUAGGCACAAAAUUGGUGGAAGCGUCAUUGUGUGCUUUGAGAAGUAUAUUCUUACAUCCUCCAGCACCUGUUACAGCAUUGCCUGUUGAUAUGAGACUCUUGUCAAGGCUAACACAGAUAGCACGCGAAGGUUCACCAACAGCAAGAGCGUGCGUAGUCCGUAUCUUGUCGAUCUGGUGCGGGGGUCCCGUGGAGCAGGAGGCGCUCUGCGCUGCAGGAGCUUGCGGAGCGGCGGCAGCUUUGUUGGCUUCUCGCACUUCACCGCCGCCCGCCCGUGCUCUCCCCGCACUUGACUUGCUAGCCGCUAUGUGUUUUGAGAAUACCAGCGUCUCGCAAGUAGCUUUGAAUACCAGGCAUGGUGACAAAACGAUACCCGAACUUCUAACGUUUCUAGUGUCGCGAGAUAAGCCUUUGCCGGUGGCUAUGGGUGCCGCUAGAUGUCUUACUUUCAUGCACCGAGCUGGAGCUUUGCCACCCGACGAUAACAGAGUAGUGUUUGGCGCGUUACCUUGUCUUGCUCGGCUCUGUACCAAAGAUAUGCCUGAAGACAUAAGGGCGACGGCGGCGGAAACCUUGGCGUACUUAGCUGAGGUGGAUACAUCACUACAAAGGCUAGCGGCUAUAUCGAAUCAUUUGAUGAGUUCGUUAGCAGAUAUAGUGAAUUGCCCCUCAGCUGCUGCUAAGCAAGGAGCAUUCAAAUGCUUUGCAUCAUUAGGGGCUAAUGACGAGGACAUUAGGAAAAGAAUUAUAGAGACACACGGCCUCAUGGUACACGUUGUCAAUGGAAUGAAUAAUCCAGAACCUACUGUAAGAUUAGCGGCCGUAAGAUGUUUGCACUCGCUGUCAAGAUCCGUUCAGCAGUUACGAACUACAUUUCAGGACCACGCAGUUUGGAAACCGCUUAUGCAACUACUAAACGACUCGCCCGGCACGGAGUUACUUACAGUUGGAUCUUCUACUCUCUGCAAUCUGCUAUUAGAAUUCUCACCAGCUAAGGAGCCAAUGUUAGAUCAAGGUGCAGUAGAAAUGUUAUGCAAUUUAACAAAGAGGCCGGAAGCUGCUCUAAGGCUAAACGGAAUAUGGGCUUUAAUGAAUAUGGCUUUUCAGGCGGAACAAAAAGUAAAACAACGAAUACUGUCAUGCCUGGGUACUGAGCAAAUGUUUCGCUUGCUGGGCGACAGUGACACGCGAGUGAUCAUGAAAACUCUUGGAUUGUUAAGGAAUUUAUUAUCAACGAGGCAACAUAUAGACGCAAUAAUGAGCGAAUACUCAUCGCAAGUUAUGCAGGCCGUGAUUGUGGUUCUAGAAGGAUCGUAUCCAGCUGAAGUGAAGGAACAAGCUCUUUGUAUAUUAGGCAAUAUUGGAGAUGGAGAGAAAGCAAAAGAUCUCAUAAUGGCAAAUGAAGAUGUUUUGAGAAAGUUGGUGGAUUAUUUGGCGCAUCCGGAGAGCAAGCUGCAGGAGGCGGCGCUGUUCGUGGCGAACAAUCUGGUGUGGCGCGGCGAGGCGGGCGCGGCCGCGCGCCAGGCGCGUCUCGCCGAGCUGGGCGUGCUGCGCGCGCUCAAGCUGCUCUACGCGCGCCAGGACGCCGCGCACCUGCACGACAAAGUGACGACAGCCCUGGCACAGUUCAGUGAGUUCACAUAA